CUGGUUCUACUGGGAGAACACGGAGUGCCACAGGUGGAUCUUAUUGGUCAGCCGAAGCUUCUGUGCUGUCCAUAAAAACGCACCACAGGAGCUCAGGAGCGGAGACCGAGCGUAAGGGCGCAGAGCAGCCGCGCCACGGAGCUCACACCACGGCCGUGUGUCCAGAGAAAACACCUGUCACUGCAGGACCACACGCAGAGGAGCGCAAAAAAAAAAAAAGGACGCGACGCUCUGAAACAAGCUUAGGCUCCUGGGUGAAACCUGCUCCCCUGCUCCUGCCACUGCCUGGUGGGAAAAUGUGGGUUCUGGAUAAGAUCCGUGGCUCGAUGGAGACCAGUGUACUGAGACAAGGAGGCAACGGUGACAGAAAGGCUGCCACUGCACCGUACAGCAACGUGCUCACUCCCGACAAGAUCCCAGAAUUCUUCAUCCCCCCAAAGCUGGUCAGCUGCCCUCCAGAGCCCGAGGCGCCGAGCAUCAAGCCCCAAGAGGGGCUGCAGCCGUCCGCUUCUGAGCAAACCAUCAGCAGCAACAGGAAGAUCAGCAGCCCGAGGAGCCCUCGCCUGGUGGCCAAGAUUGCAGGAGAUACAAAGAACCUGCUGAGAGCAGCGAACCGCCACAUCAUCCAGAUAGAGAGUGCGGAUGACGUCGUGGCUGGGGACACCAAUGCAGACCCCCAGUCGCAGACCGCGAUGUCUCUGCCAUACGUUCCCAAAACUCAGACAUCUUAUGGCUUCGCGACCCUGAAGGAGAGCCCCCACACUCGACGCAAAGAGUCCCUGUUCCACUGUGAGCUGACUAGUCCCAUCACUUCUCCAAACACCCAGAGGAAGACUCCAGGGAAGGGCAGUGAGACAGGGAACCAUCUGACCCCCGCUGACUGCAACACCUCCCACAUGAACCCCUACCGGUACUUCAGUGGUGGAGAAAGUGACACCUGCUCUUCCGCUGAGUCCUCUCCCUUCAGCUCUCCGUUGCUGUCCCGCUCCGCAUCCCUCCUCAAGAUCUUCACGCAUGAGACGCAGGCCAAAGUGGUGAAAGCCAAGCGGACGCUGGCUCGCCACAGCUCCCUGUCAACAGACGAGUGCAGCUCGGCCGAGCCCAGCCCCAACAUCCAGCGGCGGCUCCGCGUCCCGUCCCUUCACGGUGCCGGAGGAGCGUCCGACCACGGCCUCCAGCGGGAGCACACCAUCAACCUCCACAAGGGAGGCACGGUGAGGAUCAGCGCCAACCACGACGCCGGCACGUCACGCCUGCUCAUCCGAGUCCUGGUGGCUGAGAGUCUGUACGACAAGCACGUCGACAUCAAAAGCAUCAACUGCUGCGUGUCUGUGUACCUGAAUCCAGGCAAGCUGCAGAAGCAGAGGAGCAACAUCAUCAAGAACAGCCGCAACCCAGUCUUCAAUGAGGACUUCUUCUUUGACUCCAUCAGCUCUGUUCAGGUGAAGAACCUUUCUGUGAAGUUCAAGGUGGUGAACAAGGGCACCAGCCUGAAGAGGGACACGCUGCUGGGAGAGAGGGAGGUACCACUAGCAAAGCUGCUCUCAGGACUCUAAAACCACAGCAGAUGGAGCUUAAGUUGAUAACUUGGGAUUUUCAAAAAGCAGGUCUGCUAAAGGUUUACAAGCAGUUAUCAUCUUACCUACUGUAGAUGACUCUUUAGGCAUCUUACUUUAGUUUAAAUCCAGAUCAGUCAGUCAACGUGGCUGAAGCUGAAGCUAGUCUGAAAUUACCGACCAAAGUGGAUUUCCACAGUCUUGAAACUACUCAGAUCUCAAAAACAGCACUGUGGUUUAUGAAAACUUGAUUUUAAUUACAGAGUCAUCUGUGAUUACUUACAUUUUACACAGGAAGUGGAGGCAGCGCAACGGCAAUGAUUUUCGUGAAACAUAAGAAGAGAGAAAAACACAAAAAACUGAGAUCUAUUUCCUUAAUUUGCCUAAUUUUCCCAUCAUGUUAAAGCUCUAAGGUUCUGUGUGGGUCCUCUCCUGACCUAGUUCUGUCAAAGCUGUUUCUGACCUGAAACAUGCUUGGCCCUGGUUAGACCAGCUGUUAGCUUCAGGCUCUGGGACCAACAAACUUGCGUUUAUAAUUAAUAAAGAUGCCAAGAGUUGUUUAUUGCAGGUAAGCUAUUAACCGCUUGUAACCUUUCCACAGAACCUCUUCUGGCUGAAGCUGUACUUUGGUGUUUGCACCGUUUUCUCCCUCACUCAUUGACUUUAAGGAAGAAGAAUCUAUGAAGAAGAAAGGUUUUUACCAUAAGCUCAGAGAACGACCUCCUUGGUGUACACAAAUGGAGGAUUUAAUUCGCUUCUUCUCCUUAAAAUGGAUUCUCAUCGAACCAAACUGAACCCAACAGCACCAGAUGAAUGUGGCAGAUGAAAGCUCUCCAUUCUGAGCACUUCUCCCGGCCGAGUGUCCCGAGCAAGGCCCUACUGGUUCAAAGGUUGGACGGCACCUGUGCGUCAGGCUGUCUCCUGUCCUCCAGCGCCGACGUCCUCGUUGUGGUUUUAUUAUUGUAAUGUGACCGAAAUCCGCGGCAGCGCAGGAUUUUUACGUCGCCUCCACCAUCUGCCAGCACAGAGAUGCUUUUGUGAACGAGUGCGCGCUUUGAAGUGGCCCUAGAUCCUGAUGUGCAAAUGAUCCUUUGAUCUGCACGGGGGGAAGGCAAGGAGUGAAAAGAGUGCCCACAUUUACAUGCACAUCAAAAAUGGAAUUACAAUAUGAUUGAUUAAGCAAAGGACUGCAAUGAUCUGAUUAAACUUGAUUAAAACACUCAAAAUUAGAAAUGUUACACAACAACCAAUACCUGCUUCUUCAUCAGUACCGCACCAUGCCAGUUUUGCGUUCACAGACCAGAUCCAACCAAGGUCAAAGCAUCAAAAACAGACCUGUUUUUGACUACGUCGCAUUUAUACGGUCAUUUAUGUAGCAUCCUGUUACUGCACUCGGUUUCUGCUUCAAAUAUCAUUCAUUAGCUGUCAGCUUGAGUAUAAAUAUUUGGGGGUCUAAAAAUCUCACUUAGAAAUAUUAAAAUCCAUUACCUCAACAUACCUACUUUGUCCAACAUCAAUAUAGAACUAAAUUAGAGCUUCUUUGCCAUAUCUGCUGUAGUUUUAAUUUCUGUAAAUAUAUCUUUAAAUCUACUGAUUAGAAAUCAUACAUUUCCAAGAACAGUGGAGAACAUACUUUGGGGGGAAAAUUUUCAGCUGUCUUCUUUAAAACCCUCGCUUCAGAAUAAUUAGUUUUUUCUCCAAAACUGAUUAUGCUAAUAUUGAGAUGCCUGUUUAAAAUCACAAAAUAAUUCUUGCUUUGGAGGCUCCCAAUAAAGGUUUAUUAGAAUAUAUUUUGACAAACUGAAAAUUCCCUAUAUAAAAAGAUAUGAAGUAAAACGCUGGCACCAGUAAUUCUAAAUCAAUUAAUACAAGAUUAUUUCAUAAAUGUGCAGUUAUCUUAUUUAUCCGAAUUUCAGCAUUGUGAAAAGAUGUGAUGAAAAACAAACAAAUCUAAAUCUAUAUAAUAACAAUUUGAUAAAGAAGAAGAGUCAAACAUCAAGGAUCAGGAUUAUGUCAUGAAAAUACAAUAGAUUUUUUCAGAUGUAUUGUGAAAUCUAUUGUCUAGAUCUCUGCAAGCAACAGAUCAUGGAUGCCUGAUAUCCAGGCUUCAGCUUACAUGCUGAUAAACAUGCCUACAUAUCAGAAGAUUAUGCUAAUAUGUAAACAGCAUUUCCUCAAAUAAGGUUGUUGUCAAACCAAAUGUCAUUUUCUGAGAUUAUGUCUCAGGACAGAUUUAGAAGGGUUUUGUGAUGCUGAGUUAGAGGAAAACUGUACAGGACUGUGAAAAGAAAACAAAGAGAUGCAUUGUGAGCCUGGAUUAAACUUGAAUAGCAAUCUCUUUUGACGAAUAAUAAUAUUAUUUAGCCUUUUUAUAUUGGAUAGCAGAUAAGCUCAAAACUCUAAAUAUUACUGUAUGUAAAUAUAGUUUUAACUGGUGUCCCUUAAAAGGCUGCAUCCAUAGCUCAGCAUAAACUGUCUUACAUUUUUUCUACAGUUAAAUAUUGUAAUUACAGAACUAUUUAAACAAUAUUUCCCUACAUGAACGCACAUUAACCCUAAGAAAACAAGUGAUACAUGCCUGUGCAAAAAAUACAUAAAUAAAUACACAACCACACAUUUCUAGUGGGUGAGGAGAUAAAAAAAACAUAUCCCAUUGUUUGAAAUAUUACAAUCUUGUAUCAAGGACAGUUGACACAAUUUGACCCUAAUACAUAUAUUCUCGAUUAAAAGGUAAACAAAAAUACUACCACUCAGGUAAAAUGCACUCUGGUGAUAUAAACGCUAGUUUAAAAGGAAGAGGAAGAAAAUAUCAAACAGAUGCAUUUAUUUAGAGCAUAAAACAGCAAUAGGAUCAGAGGCAAAUGCAUCAUGAUAUUGCUGCUUUGGGGGAUUUCACUUGAGUUAAACUCCGUCUUGCAACUCCAUUAGAAUUAGAAACUAUUUUAUUCAGAUUCAAACAGCUUCUGGAAAUCUCCAAGGAAAAACAAAACAAACAGUUGGACGCUCUGAUUAGGAUUUUAUAUGGUGUGGGUGAACAACAGAUUAGUGUUUGCAGUAAUAAAUGUAACAUAUCUAUCUGUUUGAUGAAGCUUGUUUAACCUCAUGAUUGAUUUUCCAGCUGCAGCUGCCCAGUGUGGGCAACCUGAUUAAAUCUUGUGCAACCAAGCAACAGGCACUCACUAAAUUGGUACAUGACUGUCGUCAGUCUGACUGCUGAUACCUUAUUGGGCUCUCAUAUCAGCUUAAACGCUCUUAAAUGGUCAUUUUUUCUCCACUUUAAUCAAGCCUAUUAAAUUAGUACAUGUUCGGUCGAACUUUGAACGCUGCUUAAGCACAUUUUGAGUGAUGUUGGCAGGAGGACAAAAGACAAGUUCAUUAAACUCAUUGAACCCUGUAAAUGUUUUUUUUAAAGUCAGUCGUCGACGUAUGCAACCAGUCUUUAGCCGUAGUGCCUCUGUAUUAUCAGUGUGCAUGUAAAUGUGUUACUUUUUUUUAAAUAUAUGAGAUUAGAGCAUUACCAGCAGCAUGGUAUCAACAUGUCACUGGUGUUUGCAUGACAUGCUCAAAAUGUUCUGAAACCCUAAAGCCUUACUGGGUGUGUGUGUGUAUGCGUGUGUGUGUGGGCGUGCGUGUGUGUGUGUGUGUGUGUGAGAGAGAGAGAGAGAGAGGGAUGGUGAGAAUGAUUGAGCCGCAUGAUUUUGUUCAGAGUUGUUCACUUUCUAUGUAUAAAGUGGAGUAUUUUUAAAUUUUUUGUUUUGUAAAAUGCUUUUGAAGCGUGCCGUACGUUGGAUUCGUACUGUAUUCAUCUACUCACUGUAAACAGGAGUUACGUGUGUUAAAUGACUUAAUUAUGCACCAGCUAGCAAGUGCUGACGAGCAAAAUCCGAGUUUCAGCUUUGACGAAGCCCGUCGGUGAGAGACGAUACGGACAGCAAAGCGGCGCAGAAAGCAACAUGACUCUGAGCUCAAACGUGAACGGCAGCCCGCUCCUUUUCUGUGGCGCUUCUGAAGGAAUUGCACAUCAUUGCAGCAGCUCCGAGUUGCGAGAGAGGAGAGAGAAAACGAGUGAUGCUUCUGUUAAAGACGCUUCCUCCACACGGUGUGUGCCGCCCACCUGCAGCUUGAUGUGCUCUAUAUUACUUCGCUUACAGUGACGCUGUUGGACGUUCUCUGCUGGAGUAGAUUUGGUGAAAUGUUGUAAUCUCUGCUGCCUUCUUGUGUUGAGCUGCUCGUAGUCUUGCUGCACUUUGGAUUCAAGCUCCCGGUAAAACCAAACUAUAUCUCUGAGGUUUCUUCUAGCAUGGCUGAACUUUCUCAGAUGUGGCUGUGGUCCAUUUUAGCAUAAAAAACAAACAAAAACAAAACAAACAAAAAUCGUGCUUUUGUAUAUUGAGGUAAAACUUUGCUUCAGUCACAAAGAGUGAUUCUUGUAGUUAUGCACAUGAUAGCUGUGAUUUGCUGAUUGUUUGAUAGUGUCUUUCUUUUAAAGCUGUACAGUAGUGCUCUGCCACUUUGUAGUCCCUGUUUUCUGAACAAACUAUUGCUAUUAAUGGCCCUUCAACUACUUUAAAAUAAAAAUGAAAGUUUAGCAUUUAUUUUAUUGGCAUUGAAAGUGUAAGCCUUCAAAUAGAAAAAAUAUUUAUUGCACAAACAGAAACAUGUUGAAAAAUCCAAACUUUAACGUGGCAACGUUUACUCAAUAAUGAAAGUAACGUGUUAGUACAUAAUUGAUCUCUUCAAAAAUGUUCAUGAUUUUUAAUGUACACUUCAGUUAAUAAGCCUUUAAUUUGCUUUAAUCAGCCUUUUAUUUAAUCAGGCUUUUGUGAUUCUCAAAUUUCCUGGAAUAUUAAAAUGAAUUGAAACAGGGGCCUGUUUCUUUAAGACAAUCCUCAAAAAGGAGAAAGAAAAAAAGAGCAUUUUAAACACCCACACCAACAACCACAGCAAUAGUUCAAAAGCUUCAAACAAGAGGAGCAAAACUCUAGUGGAGGAUGCUUUAAACAUGGUGGCCAACAUUGCAAGGUUUAUUAAUUUUCCUUGCCAAGUUUUACAAAAUUAAUUUCAAACACAUUUUUUACUGAAUGCAGUUGCUGCAGAUCAUUUCCUCCCUGUAAUAAAAGUUUUAUCUAACAAAUGCUUCUGCUCAUGGUCAGGUUGAGGUGCAACUUGUUAGCAAAUUCAAGUUUUGCAAUCAGUGUUUGUUGGGGAUUAAACAUCAGAUCAGCUAUCAACUAUACUGUUAAAAUAGUUUUCUAUACAGAGGUUCAACUCUUUAUGUCUUUAGCAUAUUAGCAAACAAUGAAAUGGCCACAUUUAUUUUGGAGUUCGGCUGCCACUUUUUUAGGAGGUAGAAUGAUAAUACUGAGGUAAUGAGAUAAAUAAUCUUAUGAAGUCUAAACCUUAAUACAUGAUCAAUUUUAGGCUACCUUUUCAUUAUUUUUUUUGCCACCUAUUUUUACUGAUAAUGGUUCUAACCCUGAUUGAACAAAUUGACUCUUGUGAAACAUUUGGAAAUUAUGAUCUUUAAUAAUUACAAUUUCAGUGCAAGCGAUCUCGUGUUGAUCACACAUGUUGACAGAUAUUCACGCAAUUUUUUUUCUACAAUAUCAGAAAAACAUGCAGAUUGGCAAAAUGAAAUACCAAGGUCCAAUGCUACCUGAUGCGCUAUUGGCUGGUGUUUUCAAAGCAGCCAAUCCUCGAGUGCCAUUCAUUUUUCUUAUUUCCAGAAAGAAGGAAGACUGUAGAUGUUAGCUUUUCUGGUACUGAAAAGACAGUUUUAACUGAAAUUGGCAAAUAUAAAUGUUUUUAGAGGGUUGAGGUAUUUGAAAUUUUUAAAGUUCUUAGAGACUGUGGUCCCAAACUCCUGUGAAUGCCUGGAGUCCACAUACCUAAGAGCAAGCAAAAAAUAUGCAAUUGAAAACAUUUUCAAAUCCUUAGACUGGUACAAAUUGGCGCCUGGGCAGAGGAAAGAGUCCAGGCCUCUUUUUGAGAAAACCGCAGAUUUUAAAUGUUGACAUGACCAGCAAACAAGGCCCUUCACUGCCAUUGCAGAGACAAUUAAGUUACAAUGUCAAUCACCUAUUUAGCUGUUUAAAGAAAGUAAAAGACUGAUUGGAUUAUCUUUUGCCAACUUUUUAUCUUUUACCACAAGUUAGCGCCCAGGUCUUGGUGAACAUCAGUCACAGUGAAAGCAAAGCGAAAGUUGCAGUUUUACAUUUCUUACUGAUUUUUGAAACAAAAAGAACAUUGUGUCCUUCUACGAUUACAUUGUUCUGCAAUGUUAUGCAGAAAACUCUUGGGCAACACGGAGGGUUUGAGUCACGAGUCAGUGAGAAAGUUGUCAAAGGGUGGUGUUGAAAUAAACCUGAAGAACCACCCGUUAGUUCUCCACUCAGUUUCCCCUCAGUCUGCAGAGUUCACAGCUCUUCUGUCGGAGUUCUUUCUGCAACUUUAUUCUAUUCCUUAAUUAUUUGGUGGUGUUUGGUUUGUACUUUCUGCUUAUUUUAAGCACCAAAUAAUUUUGUAUUAAGGUAACUGGAAAACAUUUAUCUGCUUUAAACUCAAACCUGAAUCUACAGAGGAAUUUAUCAGCAUUAACUUUCCUUAAUGGCCGUCCUGCUGCUGUGGUUCAACUCUGUCCAUUCAACAGAUUUCUAAUUAGAUAAAGGCCAAAGAGGGUCUGCUGAUGGCAAUUUAAAUAAGAAACCCAUCAAUAUCCGUGUAUGUGUGUUAUACUGACGGUGACUUUGUUUCCUUUUGGCUUGUUGAGAUUUUGUUUUCAAUAAAAAUGUAAAUGUGGUGAUGUUUUUUUUUUUUUUCCCGUCUCGAGAAGUUUGCUCUGACAGAUGAAGCUGAAAAAGUGCCAAUCCUAUACUUGACUCUUGAUCCUUAACUUUUCUUUAAACGUAGACCAGUUGUGUAGUAGUUACUGUUGUGUUCUUUCUGAUCCGUGUGGUUUAUUACGUUCACACUGUGCUGUUACGACAGCUGACAGCUGUUCUCUCUGUGUGUGUGUUAAUGGGUUGGAGAUACUUUCAAUACAACGUCACUACAAUCACUG
Gambusia affinis (western mosquitofish) is the source of this 8616-nucleotide messenger RNA. Its product is annotated as C2 calcium-dependent domain-containing protein 4C. Bases 297 to 1556 code for a protein of 419 amino acids. The transcript is spliced from 2 exons. Lineage: Eukaryota; Metazoa; Chordata; Actinopteri; Cyprinodontiformes; Poeciliidae. The record is from RefSeq and is a predicted model, not a curated record.